Musca vetustissima is the source of this 953-nucleotide messenger RNA. Its product is annotated as putative OPA3-like protein CG13603. Gene Ontology annotation, cellular component: mitochondrion. The record is from RefSeq and is a predicted model, not a curated record. The transcript is spliced from 5 exons. Lineage: Eukaryota; Metazoa; Arthropoda; Insecta; Diptera; Muscidae. Gene Ontology annotation, biological process: regulation of lipid metabolic process. The coding region runs from base 18 to 953 and encodes 311 amino acids.
AUUUAUAUAAAUCCACAAUGGUUAUUGGUGCCUUCCCAGCGGCCAAAUUGGGUGUAUUGGCCAUCAAACAAGUCAGUAAACCCAUAGCGAAUAUAAUUAAAUCGAAAGCCAAAGAGCAUCCAUUAUUUCGUAACUAUAUUUGUAUGCCACCGGCUCAAUUGUAUAAUUGGGUAGAAGUCAAGACGAAAAUGUGGGCCCUUAAUCUGGGCAAGCCUGUCAAUGUGCCACCCCUAACAGAAGCCAUGGCUGUGGAACUGGGUGCAAAUCUCUUGGGUGAAUUUAUUAUAUUUGCAAUCGGUGCGGGGCUGCUGAUAUUUGAAUACGCUAGACAAACCAGCAAUGAGGCCAAAAAGCAAGAAAAAAUGGUCCUAGAAAAAGCGGAACUUACAAACAAUUUAGCUGAACUGACAUUCCGUUUGGAACGCCAAGAUGCUCAAUUAAGAGAAUUGACACGAGUACUAGCCGAUAUUGAAUCACGUUCCAUUUUCAGAUGGACCCGGGAACGGUUAAGCGAAUAUCAACCAUUUAAUCCUGACAAUCCAGAUCAGUCAUUAAAUAAAAAACCACAAACCAAAUCACCAUAUCAUGCCGAUGGUGGUCUAGUCAUGAGAGCUUUACAUUUCCUAGAUACAAAAGUGUUCACCAAUAGUCCAGUGUCUGUGUCACAACAACAACAACCACAACAUCAAACCUCACCUCCACCAUCAUCAUCUACACAAAAUGUCAUGGAUGUUCCUGAAACUACAUUAACGGAAGCUCCGGCAAAAUCGGCAACACUUCUCAAAAUGAAUACAUCGUCUGGGCAACAAAUACAGUCUCAAAUACCAACAUCGAAAAAGGAAGAAAAUGCCUCAACACAGACAUCCAAUAGUACAACAAUAACCCCUCCUCCACCACCACUAUCCCCACCUGAUAAAUCCACAAAAGCUGAAGCUCCAGUCAAAGCGGCGUAA